This is a messenger RNA of Dissoconium aciculare CBS 342.82, 396 nucleotides long. RefSeq lists its product as uncharacterized. The record is from RefSeq and is a predicted model, not a curated record. The transcript has a single exon. Lineage: Eukaryota; Fungi; Ascomycota; Dothideomycetes; Mycosphaerellales; Dissoconiaceae. The coding region runs from base 111 to 347 and encodes 78 amino acids.
GGAAUCCACCCACGUGUGGAAGUCGUGACAUAGUCUCAUGCGGCAAUGCAUGACUCGGAAAACAUCGUGGAAUGAUUCUCACUUAAACCCGUCUUUCUCUACUAGACGGCAUGAUUGAACGAGUGGCAGCGAUGCCGAUAUGGAAAUGGAAAGGAUUACUUCGCGCGUGCUCAUUUCAUGCCAGUAGUUUAUCCCAUGUGUGUGUCUACCUUCAGUGUAACCAAGCCAAUGGACUGAAGAGCAGGUUCUUCCUUUGCGUGGAUCAUGACCCUGACGUGCGUGUCAUUAUACAUGUCGAUUCCAAGCAUUGGUGCAGGUCACGGGCGUUUCCCGUUGGCUACGACUAGAGAUUGAUAAUCAUUUAAAACUUGGCACAUUGCGCAUCACGCUUGCAAC